Messenger RNA from Schistocerca gregaria, 2147 nucleotides. RefSeq names its product AP-4 complex subunit beta-like. Gene Ontology annotation, biological process: intracellular protein transport; vesicle-mediated transport. Gene Ontology annotation, molecular function: clathrin binding. NCBI's taxonomy places the organism in Eukaryota, Metazoa, Arthropoda, Insecta, Orthoptera, Acrididae. Gene Ontology annotation, cellular component: membrane coat. Bases 41 to 2041 code for a protein of 666 amino acids. The record is from RefSeq and is a predicted model, not a curated record. The transcript has 2 exons.
CAAUUGUUGCUUCGUUAAAGAGCCUCAAUGUCAUGCCGUAAUGUAUUCGCCGGAAUGUUCGUCGAAAUGCAGCAAACUUGUUUAUAGGUUGAAGCAAAUGCUAGAAAGGGCACUCACGAGGCAAGAUUCAAACACGACGUAUAAUUUAAUCAAAGAAACGAUAGUUUACAUGGAAUGUGGCAUGGAUGUAUCUGCCUUGUUUAAUGAGGUUAUCAUGGCAUGCGAAACAAAUAAUUUAAAUCAAAAAAAACUUGUCUAUCAAUACUUGGUCCACCAUGCCUACACAAAUAGCGAACUGGUUUUGAUGGCCGUCAAUACCAUACAAAAGGACUUUAAUUCCAAUGUAUCUGUCGUUCGGGGUCUAGCUCUGCACUCUGUAUGCUCUUUUCAAAAUCUAAGUUUUCUGGGAUAUGUCUUGCCUAACUUGAAAAAGGGCCUGUAUGACCAAGAUGAAUACGUAUGUCAGGUCGCUGCAUUGGGCUGCUCCAAGCUGUUUCCGAUAGCCAAAGAGCAGAUUCUACAGUCAGAAAUCAUCCCGAGGUUAAGAGAACUUGUCUAUCAUAAAGACCAUCUUGUCGCAUACAAUUCCAUGGUUUCUCUAGACAAAAUUCUCAAAGAUCAGGGCGGUUUCACCGUAGACAACUCAAUCACUCUAUAUUUGCUAAGAAACCUGUUUAAAUUUUCGAGCUGGGAAAAAAGUCUCAUCAUUCGGGUGAUUUGCCAAAGCUCUUUAAAACUCAACCAUUCGAAAAUAAUAGACCUGUUCAAUCUGCUUGAUCCCUACCUGGAAAGUUCAGAUCCCAUUCAGGUCCUCGCCAUAUCUAAACUGUUUCUUAAACUGAGUACAUACGGAGACAUUUAUCAUCAGCCAGUCGUUAACCGCCUAAAAAAGCCCAUGAUGAACGCUUUUAUCUAUGCGAAAACCGAUGAAAUGGCAUUUGUUCUCCUGAAGCACCUUAAAUUGUUGGUCUGCGCGGACCCACAUUCUUAUGCUACAGAAGUUAGACACUUUCUACCCAAUCUAGAUGAUCAAAUCUACCAAUACACUGUCAAACUUCAAAUCCUGCAGUUGCUCAUUCCAGUGUUGAAUUUAGACCAAUUAAUUCAACUGGUCAUCUGUCUCGCGUGUGUCAUUAUCCGGGGUACCUCCAUUUGUAAAUUGGCAUGUCAAACCCUGAGCAAGUGUCUGACCAGGUCAGACAUAGAUCUCCCAUACCCAAAUUCAGCACUGCUUCAAGAUGCCUUUUCGUUCUCACCGCUCCCCUGCCAAGUUCAUGCCUCAACACUUAGAGAAUAUCUCUUGAACAAAGUCAUCCUUUUGCUCAACUGUUCCGAAAAAGUGGUCUUAGCUGCUGCAUCGCGUUUACUUGUUUGUUUCCUACGAAACGGAUGCCUGUCAUGCAACGCCUACCUUUUCAACUUCAUACCGUGUUCACCACAUUUCACUCUAGACCCAGACAUUUGCUCGGCUAUAAUAUGGAUCAUGGGAGAGCUAGGACAACAUAUCAAAAAAUCCACCAAGGUACUCGAGCAAGUAGCUAAAGAGUACUGUCGCCUAACGCCUGUAUGCAAAUUAGAACUUCUGAACGCGUCAGCCAAACUGUUCUUCAAACGUCCUUCUGUCAGAUCUAAAUCCACCCUUCUAUCUGUCUUGGAUCUAGCCGUCCAAGACAGCCUCAUACCAGAACUUGUGGAAUAUGCGCCCAUCAUCAGCAAUUUGAUCCGCUUUAACACUCGACUCGCGAAAAGCAUUUUCAAAACACCCCAAAACCCAAUUUCGUUGAACACCGACAUCUUCGACGUCUCUAGCUCCGAUCUGCUAAAAAACCAUUUCGACACCUUAACCAUCGUCCUAGAACAAGGCAAACAUGGACGGCUCAUCAGACUUAGUGACGAAACUAUAAAAUCCUCUAACCUCUUUGCUGAAUGUCAAAAAAUACUCCUCAGCUACAACAAACGUCGAAACCUAAUACAGUCUAACCCCACAAAUGUACCCUCAGACUCGGACUCGGACGAAGCUAUUACUAACCCGACGUCCUAACGGCUGAGACGUUCGCCAUCCUAACCAAUGUCAAGACAGACAGAAACUGAUAUUCAUUUUGCAAGAAGCCAAAAAUAUUACAAUAUACAUUUUUUAUAAAUCAUGU